Helianthus annuus (common sunflower) is the source of this 1221-nucleotide messenger RNA. RefSeq names its product lisH domain-containing protein C1711.05-like. The record is from RefSeq and is a predicted model, not a curated record. NCBI's taxonomy places the organism in Eukaryota, Viridiplantae, Streptophyta, Magnoliopsida, Asterales, Asteraceae. Gene Ontology annotation, molecular function: nucleic acid binding; zinc ion binding. Bases 1 to 1221 code for a protein of 406 amino acids. The transcript is spliced from 4 exons.
AUGUUUCUAAGUAGCUAUGAAGCUUUAAUUUCGGGAGAACUCAAGAAGGAGAUGCUUACUGCUGAAGACAUGUAUCAGGAUAAGACUGGGAAGCGUCUAGGUCUUGGAAAAGCUGGUUUUGACAAAUCCAAGCUGAGAUGUUACAACUGCAAGAGUUUGGGUCACUUCAAGCGAGAGUGUCCUUUGUUGAAGGAGGGAAACACUGAAGCUGCUCCUGCUAUAAAACCAAUCGCUAUCGAAGAAAAUAAGAACAGUGUUACUCCCAACACACCAAAAGCUCUGGUAGUUGAAGAUUAUGAUUGGGGUGAAGAAAUUGCUGAAGCCAAGGAACAAGUCAACAAAGCCCUCAUGGCAAAGAUCUCAAGCGGGUCAUCAUCAAAACAGGUUGAGAAACAGGCUGCUGGAAUCCCAAAAGGAGACAACAUUGCUGACAAGGGUCUGAAAAGCAUUCUCACCUCCCCAGAGCCUGAGCAAAACAAGAAUCCUGAAGAAGCUGAAAAGUCCAAGGAACAGAUUCCAAAAGAGUUACCUGAUGAGAAGAAAGAAAAGGGAAAAGCCUCUGUAGCAGCUAUGAAAACUGAAUCCUCAAAGGAAAAGGCUGACAAGGACUUGAGGGAAAAAGACAAAGCUUUAAAGUUUAAUAAAGAACUUAAACAGAACGAGGCCGCAUAUCAGAGAAAGUUGAAUUCAACUUUAGCUGAAAUGCAAACUCUAAAGAAUUUGGGCCAUGUGCCUACAUUUGAGACCCGUGAUCGUGAACAUGCUAUGUUUGAAUGUCAUGAUUUAAAUUCUGCAUUUUGUGAUGAUAAAAAUGUGUGUGAAUCUCCUGUAUUUGUGCCAGAAUUGAAAAAGAAUAGCUUUGGAAAAUUCCUCACCGAGGAAAUUCCAGAAUUUAUUCCAUCUCGAACAGGUAUGACAGAUUCAAAGAAGAAAGUCACUGAAGAUAGCAGCAAAGAAGAUUCAAGCUUUUCUGCCUCAGAAAAGGAAGAAGAGACUUCAAGUUCUGAUGAAGAACAAGAAUCAGAAAAUUCAAGUGAAGAUCAAACAACAGAAGAUCAAAGCUCCAAAGAUUCAAGUGACGAAGCAAGUGAAGAUCAAAAUUCAGAAAAUUCAAGUGAAUAUCAAACAUCAGAAAGUUCAUCACAUUCCGAUAAUGAUGAAGACUGCUUAGAAGAUGAAAGUCGAGUUGACAAGAAAAUGAAGAAAGCCGAGAGCUCAUGA